AUGACCAAGAAGGUCUCUGGUUUCCAGAAUACUGUCUACUGGACGAACUGGAGUGUCUACGCUCGCCAGUAUCCGCCACAGAAGCUUCCUGCCGACAAGGUCAACCAGGUCCUAUACUCGUUCAUGAACGUCCGUGCUGACGGUACUGUCCGUCUUAGCUUCUCUGGCGACACGUAUGCCGAUCUCGAGCAGCACUACCCUACUGACUCGUGGAACGAUGUUGGCAAGAACGCCUAUGGCGCUGUAAAGCAGCUUGGUCUGAUCAAGAAGAGCAACCGCCGCCUCAAGGUCAUCCUCUCUAUCGGUGGCUGGACUUGGUCUACCAACUUCCCGGCCGUUGCCGCUUCCCCCACAGCUCGUGCCAACUUCGCCAAGACGUCUGUCGAGCUGGUCAAGGACUGGGGCUUGGAUGGUAUCGACAUUGACUGGGAGUACCCGGCCAGCUCUGCUGACGCGGACAACUUUAUCCUUCUGCUCAAGGCCGUACGCGCCGAGCUCGAUGCCUACAGUGCUCAAUAUGCCGGCGGCUACAAGUUCCUCCUCACUGCCGCCGUCCCCGCCGGCCCAUCCAACUACAACAUCCUCCGUCUUGGGCAGAUGGGCCAGAUCCUUGACUACCUCAACCUCAUGGCGUACGACUAUGCCGGCGGCUGGGACCUUGCCCACACCGGCCACCAGGCCAACCUGUACCCCAAUCCUUUGAACCCGGAUGCCACCCCGUUCUCCACGGACCGCGCCGUCAAUGACUACCUUGCCGCUGGCGUCCCCGCUCGCAAGAUUGUCAUGGGCAUUCCUCUUUACGGCCGCGCAUUUGAGGGCACCAGCGGUCUCGGCCAGCCCGCCACCGGCACCGGCCAGGGCACCUGGGAGGCUGGCGUGUACGACUACAAGGCGCUCCCUCUUGCCGGCUCUGUCGAGAAAUACGAUAUAGUUGCUGGCGCCUCGUACUCGGAGGACACCUCUGCCAAGCGCAUCGUGUCGUACGACACCAUCGAGAGCGUCACCAAGAAGCUCGGCUUCGUCAGCACCAAGGGCCUGGGCGGCACCAUGUUCUGGGAGGCGUCUGGCGACCGCACCGACUCCAAGUCCAUCAUUGCCAAAUGCUUCAACGACCAAGGUGGAGAUGCGACCAUUGAUCAGACUCAGAACCUCCUUAAAUAUCCAAAUUCGACCUACGACAACAUCCGCAACGGUCUGUAG
Molecule: messenger RNA, 1200 nt
Organism: Microdochium trichocladiopsis
Lineage: Eukaryota; Fungi; Ascomycota; Sordariomycetes; Xylariales; Microdochiaceae
Product: family 18 glycosyl hydrolase
Exons: 4
Coding region: 1-1200 (399 amino acids)
Biological process (GO): carbohydrate metabolic process; chitin catabolic process
Cellular component (GO): extracellular region
Molecular function (GO): chitin binding; chitinase activity
Source: RefSeq, a predicted model, not a curated record